Messenger RNA from Lotus japonicus, 1321 nucleotides. Its product is annotated as chaperone protein dnaJ 50. Gene Ontology annotation, biological process: protein folding. Lineage: Eukaryota; Viridiplantae; Streptophyta; Magnoliopsida; Fabales; Fabaceae. Gene Ontology annotation, cellular component: endoplasmic reticulum membrane. The transcript is spliced from 10 exons. The record is from RefSeq and is a predicted model, not a curated record. Bases 84 to 1001 code for a protein of 305 amino acids.
UUUGAUUAUAUUGCGUUAAGACAGAGAGCAAAUUUGGGUCAACGAAAAACCACCACGACCUCCGUCGCGCCAUACACAGCGAAAUGAAUCCGCCGCCGGCAACAAUCCGGUGGCACACAACCGUAACCCUAUGCCUCGCGGCGGUUCUCAUCCUAACCACCAUAUCUCCUUCGCACGCAAUCUACUGCGACGAAGAUGAUUGCUACGAUCUGCUCGGGGUUUCUCAGAAUGCUAAUUCUUCAGAGAUCAAGAAAGCUUACUACAAACUCUCGUUGAAACACCACCCUGAUAAGAACCCUGAUCCAGAAUCAAAGAAGCUGUUUGUUAAAGUCGCUAAUGCUUACGAGAUUUUGAAAGAUGAGGCCACGCGAGAACAAUACGAUUACGCAAUUGCGCAUCCAGAGGAGGUGUUUUAUAACACAGCACGUUACUAUCGGGCAUACUAUGGGCAUAAGACGGAUCCUCGUGCUGUGUUGAUUGGCCUGCUUCUUAUUCUUUCUGGUUUCCAGUAUCUAAAUCAGUCGGCAACAUAUAAUCAGGCCAUAGAAAUGGUCAAGAAGACACCUGCAUAUAAAAAUAGACUAAGGGCAUUGGAACUUGAACGCAAUGGAGGGAUCACAAACAAGAAGAAGAGUCAGAAGAAUAUGAACAAGAAAACGGAGGAAGACCUCAGCAAAGAACUUGACCUGCAGAUAACAGGAGCUGAAAAGCCCUCUGUAUGGAAACUCAUUGGUGUUCGCUUUAUUCUUUUACCUUAUACUUUAGGAAAGCUACUGUUCUGGUCUGGCUGUUGGUUUUGGAGAUACAAGAUGAAAAAAUGUCCUUAUGCAUGGGAAGAUGCUUCUUAUCUAACACAAAGGUCCCUUGGUCUUCCUAACGAUAGAUGGAGAAGUAUAGAUGAAGAGACAAAGGAAGAUCUUGUGCUAAGACGCUUGUGGGAGAAAUCAAAUCUGGAAAGUUACAUGGCAGAGAUGCGGAAAGAAUCAAAACGCAGAAGAUAGCUGCUUUAGUUGAUUCACGCCUUCACCUGCUACUUUUAAAGUACUAAAAUAUAUUUUACUUCUGAACUUGAAAUUAACUGCAACAUGAUAGUUAAAAUUUUCAGCUAUAAAUAUAUUUAUUAGGGAUGCUUUUAUAUUUGGGGGAGAGGGGAGAGGGGGUAGAGCUGAAAUUUUCAGGUAAACCACAAAGUUUUGUAUUUAUAAGCAAAAUGUACUAAGUUAUAAGCAGGCUGCUCUCUGGGAGUCUGUCAACAGAACACCAAAGAUGACUGGUUUUGCUAUUGUUUAAUUCUUUCAAUGAAGUACGUACUUAGUAAUAA